Saccostrea cuccullata (small rock oyster) is the source of this 2541-nucleotide messenger RNA. RefSeq lists its product as uncharacterized. NCBI's taxonomy places the organism in Eukaryota, Metazoa, Mollusca, Bivalvia, Ostreida, Ostreidae. The coding region runs from base 310 to 2496 and encodes 728 amino acids. The record is from RefSeq and is a predicted model, not a curated record. The transcript has 9 exons.
CUAAAGCCUUUACACAACAGAUUGUUCGUUUUUGAUUUAUCAACUUUAAGAACUCAUUAUCAGACAUUAUAAACAGAUUGCAAUCCAAAUGUGUUAUUAGUUGUAGCAAGCCAUGUACUGAUUGAUAUAUUGGCUGAUUUAAAAGCCAAGUCUCCCGUGAUCAGUCAAUAUAUCUCCAAAAUCUUUUAAACUUCCUAGUUGUAUGAGGUCUGUAUAAUUGUUCCUUGCUGUUCGAUCAUCUUUAUUUGUGAAAGAGGUAACAUAUAGACUUGGAGUUUUGGUGCUUUCAGUUUCAAAAGAAAAGCAAACAUGAAUUCGUUUAUUCAAGAGGACCUUUUUACGCGUGAAAACCAACUUAAGAACAAUUCGGAUCCCAGAGUGCUUACCGAGUUCUAUCAGCCGGUUCUGGAGUCUCUUGAUGUCAUUAACAGUGCUCUGGAUACUUUGGCUCUAGAGGGAGAUGGAAGGGACCGGGAAAGAGAACAAGUGCAACAGGUGAUUGAGGAACAAGUAACACAGGGCAUACAGACUGUGUCCCUGUGGACGGAGUGUGCAGAUGAGAGUGUCAGGGAAGGAGGGCUGUCCCAGUGGGCGAAUACGACAGCCUUUGGAGAUGAAAACAAAAAGGUAACGACUGCUGUAGAUGAUAUUAUUAGAAAAACGGAGCAGGAUAAAUCCGGUUUUCUGAACCCAUUGAAGAGCAGUGUCACCAUGGUAACAAAGAAAAUUAACUUAAUGAUGGACAUAGCUGUGGAAAGUUCAAAACAAAACCUGAUUAGAAUAGAUCUUGAUGGACGUGUAACGGAGUCUGUUUUAAAAACAAUAAGCACUCGUUCAUGGGGAUAUCAAGAGCGGGUGGAGAAUUUGCCAUCGCUAGAGACUUUCCAAACAAUGGAAACUAAUAUAUACUGGUUUGAAAGCAACAAUAAUGGACAAACAAAAAGAUGCUGUGUCACGCUGGGUGGGGGACAAAAAAUAACUUUUUAUGUUGCAAGCAAAGCUGUAAAACACAUAGCAGACAUGGUGCUUCAAGCAAAGGUACUCUAUGAUGGAAAAUGGAGCAUCUCCGAAACUCAAUGUCAGGGUGAGUACGUCGUGUUUCGAUUAGAAAAAGUGGAGGCAUUUUUCAUCCUUGGAACACCUAGAGAAAGAGACUUCAAUGUGGAACCCAGCGGUAGUCAAUACAUCCACAGAACAGACAGGCGUGUUCGAUUGAACAUACCAGAAGGGGCUGUAAAAGAAAGAGAAAACUUUAAGAUCACGGUGUUCCCAGUAAAAGUGGAAGAAAUGAAAAAGAGAAGAAUCAUGUUUCCAGACCAAUAUCAGUUUCUCUCUGUCACAAAGGGAAUACACGUAGAGGCAAAAGUACUCAGCAGGGAAGUUGAAGUUCAUCUACCAAUGGAAAAGCUUGAUGAGGCCGAAGAAACAGACGUUGACUCACUAGAUAUGGAAUACGUGUAUUUCCACAUAAAUGGUGACAAAGUGACUCAGCUGAAAAACCAGCGCAUAGAAAGAAGAGGGGACACGAUUAUUACAAAUGUGGACAAAUUCAGCACGUACAUAGGUGCAAGGGUUAGGCGUGGUAGUGUAGACAGCAUAAGUAGCAUGGAGGUCCUCAUUUCACUUGGAUUUAUUUAUCACUGUAAGCUCAUCACUUUUCUAAAGAAAGUCUCUGAGGAAUAUGUCCAAAUCUGGUGUGAACUUGUCAAAAAGGAGGACUGGAAAUCUCUAGAACAGAAGCGAUUGGAGGAGCAUACCAGUUUAAGGAAACUCAAAGAUUCUGAUUCAAAGGAUAUCUUUAUAGCGGAGCGUCAACGACUUAGAGUUAAUGUGACCGGGAACUCCGUCGUUGGGCCAGAGGUUCCGAAAAAUUCGCUUCUUAUAACAUUCUUUCCAAUAGCGGAAGAUAAUCAUAUUUUUCCUCCUCUUCGAAAAAAAGGUGGUAUGCAUGGUGUAGCUUUUUCUUCCAUCAUCUAUAGUAUGGAUUCCGGGAGAAAGAUGGUAUUACACACCGUAACAUUUGAUCCAUGGAAUUUACCAAAAACGAUUCGAAAAGAUCCACAAAUACCUCAAAUAGCGUCAACCAAACCUUCAAAGUCAAUACAAGAAAAAACAAAGACCAAGGAAAGUGUAACUAUAAAAGCCAAACCCAAUGACCGUAAUUUGAAUCAGGGUUCGAAUACCCAAAAAAGUCAAUCAAACGUAAACGUUCCCUCUGGGUCUGAGGCUUCACGUGCACAGGUGGCCAUUCCACCGGGUCAGCGGGUGUCUUCUCAAAGGAAAAAUCAAGACUAUUACCUGCAACAUUUUGAAGAGUUUUUGGAAGACUUUAGUAUCGCAUUUGUUAAAGAUAAAUGUCAGAGAAAUGGAAUUGACAGUUUGGAGAUUUUCCUGUUGUUGGGAAAGGAAGAUCUAAUGAAUGUUUUAGGCUUAGUGUUGGGAGACAGUUUGAAAUGCAUACAGGCCCAAAAGAAAUAUCGUGAAUUAGACAAGUGAAAAUAUUAAUAGAUUUAUCAAACUUAAUAUAGGAGUAAUAACCAA